Messenger RNA from Linum trigynum, 6152 nucleotides. The record is from the annotation of a GenBank genome assembly. NCBI's taxonomy places the organism in Eukaryota, Viridiplantae, Streptophyta, Magnoliopsida, Malpighiales, Linaceae.
GAUUUUUAUGGCUGGCUGAACACGGAAGACUUUUGAAGAAUGUUGAGCGUUGUGGCUACUAGCUGAUCACUUUGAUUAUUGUCAUCGAGGCUCUGAUAACAUGUCAAAAUCUAGUUAGUAUAGUAAUUCAUAAAUCAACAAUAUGGUCAAUUUUUUGAACUAUAGAUUAUUUUUUGUAGGGAUGAUGUAAAUUAAAUUAAAUUUUUAUUAGUUCUAAUGGUUCUGGUUAUUAUAAGCAAAAUUUAAAAAAAAAUUAUUUUAUUUUAAUUUCCACAUUAUUUGUCUAAGAGCCAAAGCUUAUAAUAGAUUAGCAUUUAGGUCAAAUUUAAGAUAAAUGAACUGUCGGUGACAAAUGAUGAAGCAAAAUUUAAAGUGAGUAGGAAACCUUUUUGGUGGCAAACAUGGACAAAAUUGAUAAACCAAGUGAUUAACAUAUAAUUUAGCAAAAGCUAGUCCCAUCUACAAAUAACUAUAAGGGAAUGUCAGGGGAAAAAAAUUGGCACGUCAGUCGCUGCUCAACAGGCCGCAUAUAUCGGAAGGAUUUUUCCGUCAUUCCCACUCCUUGGUCUUUCUCUUCCAAUUUCGCCAAGGAGGUCCCCGUCCAAGCGUUGUCAUCAGGACUGCCAUUUCAAUCACCGCGCUGGCAAACCAACGCUAUCUGAUUCGAGAAUCCCCAUAGCGUGGUCGUCGGAACCACAAUCUCGACCUAAUAGCGCGAGCAAAAAACCUCCAGUGUUCUCGACCGUUUUUGUCCCAAGCCUCCUGGGAAUCGACGACGCCCCUUGCUCACCGCAGCUCUUGCCGUUCACGCCUAACUUUCAAUCCUGCUCCCAAAGCUGGUGGUCUUUCCAUUCCAGAAACCCCCUACCGUUGUCGUCAAAACCAUCGUUUCACCCAAUAGAGCAAACAAGCCUUCCCUGUUGUCAGCCAUCUUUUCCCCAACUUUCCGGGGAAUUGAAGCCGCCCCUUGCCCGCCGCAGCUUCUCCCAUCCACGCUGGGAAAAGUUAAUCUGCUAACUUGAAGAUUCGUUAGCAGAUACUAACUGAUAUCCAAAAUAUAUUAACUAGUAUCCAAGUACUAAAGUAUCUAGAGAGCACAGACUAGUAUUCAAAGUUUGCUAACUGAUAUCCACCAUGAAUCAACUAUUAUUCCAAAUUUACAAACUAAUAUCUAGACAACACAUAAUAGUAUCCAUAUAGCACAUAAUUAGUAUACAGAUAACACAUAAGAGUAUCCAGAUAACAUAUAAGAGUAUCCAUAUUGAAUACUAGUUGGUUGUUUGUGGAUAUUAGUUGGUAUCUGCUAUUUGGAUACUAGUUUGUGAUGUUUUGAAUACUAGUCUGUACUAUCUAGAUACUCAGCAGACUUGGAUAUUAGUUCAUACAUUUUGGAUAUUAGUUAGUAUAUACUAACGAAUCUUCUAGUUAGCAGAAUAACUAGACUGGUCCACGUCUAACUCUCAAUCCUGCUCCUAAAGCUGGUGCUCUUUCCAUUCCCUAUUGGCUAUAUGCAUUCUUGAAUCUUGAUCAAUGCCCCCCUCCCCUAAGCUUGGGGUCAAAAUAGCCUAUGUAAUUGACGCUCUCGAUGAGUUUAUUUCCAGGUAACGUUUUCCUAUGCGUAUUUAGGAGUGCGUUGGUGUUUUAACUUUUAAUCAAUCAUGUGAUUUGUAUCUUUGAUUUUUAUGGUUUUGCAGAGUACAAAUUGAAGCCCCUUAUUCUGAUUGAAGCCUUUUGUGGUAAAAUAACGGCAGCUCUAAUGCCGCCUAAGUGUCCUGGGGGUGAGGCUUCUUCUAGCCGAAACCCUCCAUCAUUUUCCAACUCUGCUAAUGUUCGAUGUGAAUUGUGAUAGUUCAUCUCUAAAGUCUAAUGUUUUUAUAGAGCUAUAUCAAUAUAACUUUAGAAGCUUAGCUAUGUGAUUAAUUUGUUGCUUAGGGUUAAGUUUGAUAGUGGUUUAGUUCUUAGAUUCUUCCCAUGUAUUUUCUUUUUCAUUUAUUCUGUUUUGAACCUUCGCCAACUAAAUUUGGUAAAGGUAACUUUAUGGGGAACUAUUCGCAAUCAAUUAGAUGAGAUAAUAUCUCGCAACAAAAGGAAAGCUAUCAUUCUGACUAUUACUUUUGUGUUUGUUGAUAAAUUCAAAGGUUCUCCAGAGUCCUGAUUUUCUUAGACACCCAGCUUGCUUAUAAAAAUUUGAAAGCUGAUUGUUCAAUUUUUAUUAUAAGGGUUCAUAUACCUGUCAUCAACAGGAGCGAUAUUGUUGAAGGUAAAUCUGGAUAUUCCAGAAGUGCAUCAGUUUGAUAUUGGAUUUUCACUUGGUUUGUUAGUCUAUGGUCUGUUGAUUUUACAAUGGAAUGCAAAUUUGUGAUGUGUUCAUCGUGGCAUUGUAGGGAAGAGAGCCUCAAUGCACCUGUUUUUAUUUUUGAGGUCCCUAUUCAUCCACAAAUCCAACAAGUAUUGAACAUGAGACUUAAGUUACACGUUAAACUUACUCAGUUUAACUUUCUUAACCCUCAAGCUGAGUACUCUGUGCUUAGCGUGGAGCAUGAUCCACUCAAUUCCAUAUAUUUGAAGAUGCUACCAGCUUUAUUUCACUUUCUCUUAUACUUCUAUUCUGAUUGCAGUAAUUGAGUGAGACAUCAGGUCAGUCCUUCACAAUUGCAGCACCUAUCCUGGAGGAAAGCAGCAUCACUAAACCAAGUACUGAUGCUAUUGGAGGGACUACCAUAAUCGGGGAGAAAAGGAAGCAUGGGGUAGACUCUGACCAUGAGGAACAGAAGUAGUACAGAAGAAAGAUGCAGUACCAUGGUAUUACCGAGCUUUAUCAGUAUAACUUAGCUAUCAUAAUUAGUUUGUUGCCUUCAAGUAGAAUGGGCCUUAAAGAUUGAUACUUACAAAUAGUCAAAUAUGAACUGUUUUUUUUUUUUUUUUUAUAGCUUUAACAGUAGAAUGGGUCGUUAUGUUAAGAUGUGCAUUGUGGAAAUGUAUUAUCAGUAGGGUGUUUUGUCUAGGAUGUGCAUUGUGGAAUACAAGAAAUAUACAGUACCAUGGAAUGGAGUUUACCUAAAACAGGUUUUGUGAGUUGCUUACUGGGGACGUCCCCAACAAAAUCUACUCCCUGUUUGGAAAAUGAAUAGUUUUAGCAUGAAAGAUUCUACUUCUGAAAGAGUUAUUAACAAUGAAAUCACUCACUAAUGAGAAGGCAAAGGCAUCCAUACAAUUUGGACUUCCACUUUAUUGCUUAAUAUCGUUUUCGUUGCACUCCAAUAUGCAUAUACUACAACACAAUAAAUGUUGAGGUUCUAUACUAUACCGGCCAACGGGCCGGUAGACGAAUGCUAGUUAUAUAUUCUCUAUGUUUGGCUCGGCUUUUAGAAGUGCUUUUUGGGUUCAAAAGCUGAAGCAGGGCCAAACACUUGUAAAAGCUCAGCUUUUGAAAAGCUGAAAAGCAUUUUUGUAUAACAUAAAAGCAGAAACUUCGAUUUGGAGCUUCUGCGAAAAGCUGUUUUGAAAAUACAAGAUUAUUCUUACCAUAUUUUAAUUUUAUUUCAGAAAAUAUAAUUUUCCUUCAUUUAUAUUAUUAUAAAAAUAAAAUAAAUUAUAAAUCAUAUUAUUUAAUAUUAAAUAAAUCUAACAAAAUUCAUUUUGACUACUUUUUAUUGUUUAGGAUUUUUAUUCAUAUUUUAUAUUAUAAGUCCUUUAUAGUCAUUUUACACAACCUCUAAUAUUAAAAAGCACUUCUAAUAGUUUUAUAGCCAAACACCCAACUGCUUUUUUUUUAUAGUACUUAUCUAAAAGCUACCGCCAGAAACUGCUUCUGCAAAAGCUACAGCAGGGCCAAACUAAGCUAUUGUGUUGAUCUUGGUUUGAUGGGAUAUUGGGAUCGGAGCAGCUUCAGUCGAUAAUUGAACCCGAGCUUAACUUCCACCGACGGCCCAUAACGCGGACGAUUUGCCGCAAAUAGGCCCAGAACGAAUAAGGCCCAAAAUAAAGAUUUAAGGUCCAUCAUUUGGGCCUUUAGGGUUUACUCCAAUGUCGGUAGUAUAUAAUCUUAACCCUUAGCAACUUUUAUGUUCCUAUCGUUUCCUUCCUCAACCGGAGCAGAAGCAGCAGCAAGGAAGCUCCUCGGCGAAAAUAAUGCCGAAGCAGAUUCACGAGAUCAAGGAUUUUCUCCUCACAGCUAGGAGGAAGGAUGCCCGUUCGGUGAAGAUCAAGAGGAGCAAAGACGUGGUGAAGUUCAAGGUCCGCUGCUCCAAGUACCUCUACACCUUGUGUGUUUUUGACUCCGAGAAGGCUGACAAGUUGAAGCAGUCUCUUCCCCCAGGUUUGAGCGUGCAAGACCUUUGAAGAAAAUUUGAAUUGGAAGCACUUUUUGUUGGACAGGUUUUGAUGGCUGUUUGUUACUCCGGUGGAAAUGCCAUUCUAGUGUUCCGUCGUUUUGUGGUUUUGUUGAAUUUCUUGAAUACAGACUUGAAGGUGUAGAACUGUUGCCUUGUAACAAAUAACAUGAACUCUACAAUAUUGCAGGUUGAAGUAGUUUAUGAGUUUCUGAGCCAUGAAAUCCGGUUGAAAACCAUUAUAUUACUUGAGACGCUUCUCUUGCUCUAUAUACAUUAUACCGUAGCAGCUACUUGCACUGUAUGUAUGCACGAGCGAAACAUACAUUUGGAGAUGUGUGUUCGAAUCAGUGUUAUUAAAGCCGAGCCGCUCGGCCUGACCGGUAAAACCGUCAUCCGGUCACAAAAUCGGCUCGGAACAGUCUAAAAGCCGCUCCGGUUUUAUGUAGCGGUUGGCGAGCGGCCGAGGUGGUUAGGCGUUCGAGCCGCUUGUUCGGUUUUUGCCAUUCAACCACUAAAUUUAAUUAAAAAAAUUGUAGAAAUUGAAAAUUGAAAAAAAACAAAAACGUCGGGCUCUCAAAUUGAAUCCUUAUUUCCAUUUAACAAUUUCGAUGGAAAGAGAUGAUCUCUGAUUAAGAAAUGUCCACUAUUUAUACUGAUAACGUUUAUUAGGUACCGGUUCUCUAACGGUUUUAAACGGUUUAAUACCGGUUAGACCACUAAAGUGCGAGCCGUUCGCAUUAUCGGGUCAUACUCCGGUUCGGUUCUGACAACAUUGGUUCGAAUUCCACAAGCGACUGACUCUCUUUAACAGCUCUUCGUUCUCUCCAUAUGUCCGAUUGCGUGUAUGCGGGUUAUUAGGUGACUGCAGGCUCCUUGUUCAUUUGUGAGUCAACCAUUGGUGCAUUUUUAUUAACCUACUCCGGCAAUCGGAAGACCUAGUGGUUCUGAAAGCGUUGCUAGUUCCACAUUGUGUUUCACUGUUUGCUAGAACCUUUUAGAACCUUUCCUCUCUUUCUUUUCCAUCUCUCGCCACCCCUAAACAGGACACUCAUUUCCUCUCCCAUUUUCACUCAACCCGUGGAAGAGAUCAAGAGAAGCAAUGUGAGUAUGUGACAAUUCAUUUAUUUUCCACUUUUUUUUAUGGGAAUUAUUUUCCACUUUUCAUUUCAUGAGGGAUGAUAACUCCUUAAAAUCACCACCUCAUGUUCUAUUUUGCACAUGGGCUAAUUACCAUAAAAGGUUAUAAAACUAUUCAUUUUGUACUAACGGUCACAAACCUUUAAUUUUGCACGUUUCAGUAACAUCCGUUUGAGAGAAUAACAGAAUGGUCAUUUCGUCCAUCUCCAUCCAAAAAACAGUAAUUUCGUCCAGUAAUCACGCCACGUCACUUAAAAUAUUAUUGAAAAAAUUAAUGAACAAACCCAAUUGAGCCGGACAAUCCUAAUUCUAUAUUCACCCACCCGGCUGGUUGUGUUCAUGCGUGUAAAAUUGACCAUCUAGCUUCAGCUCCGAGGUUGCAUUUGCCGAGACCAAGCUGGUCCAUUUAAUUCAACCAAGCUGUAGUUUCCACAUGACCAUGACCGGGAGAGGUUAGAGUGCUAAUUACUACGUACUAACUACUCUAAUCACUGUUCAUUAUUUUAAGUUAAAUCUAACUGUGGUUAAUAAUGAAGGGCUUUUUGGUAUUUCACUAAAUUAAAAAAUAAUACAUAAAUAAAAUAAAAAAUCUCAUUUAUCUCUCCCCUAUUUAUUAAUCAUUUUCUAACGAAAAAAUUACUAACAAUUUCAUUAGUAUUUAAAUCAAUAAUCAUUUUGGCU